This is a messenger RNA of Anguilla anguilla (European eel), 4738 nucleotides long. It is a transcript of the gene tpd52, whose product is annotated as tumor protein D52. Bases 530 to 1264 code for a protein of 244 amino acids. The record is from RefSeq and is a predicted model, not a curated record. Gene Ontology annotation, biological process: B cell differentiation. Gene Ontology annotation, cellular component: cytoplasm. Lineage: Eukaryota; Metazoa; Chordata; Actinopteri; Anguilliformes; Anguillidae. The transcript has 8 exons.
AGCACACCCACGCACCCAGGCACGCAAGCACGCACGAACGCGCGUUCGCUCCGUGACACCUUUUGAAAGCCGCCGUUUGCCGAGCCGUCCCCUGGCCGUCCCUGCCGACCCGCGGGAUUACCGCGAAGCCCCGGGGGGGGGGAGGGGCUCUGACUAAGCGAUCGCCCCGCGGGGGAAGGUAACUCAUUAACGCUCCGCCAGCCUCGGACGACACGUCACGCCGGAUCCUCCGCUGCCGGCAGGAGGGGGGCGGGCGGCGGCGCGGUCACACGAUCACCGGCGACACCGAGCCGAGGGACAGCGAGCGGGCGAGCGAGCUGAGAGAGAGAGAGAGGGAGAAAGGGAGAGGAGGACAGGAGGAAAUAGAGGCUGAAAUUAGAGAGUGAAAUAGAGAUAGAGAGAGAGGGAGAGAAAGCGAAAGAGAGAGCGUGAACGGCACAGAGGAGCGGCUCGCACCGGAUCGCGUGCAGGCGGUUGUCCGGGGAGGGAACAGGCACACGCUCGCACGCUCGCUUGCACGCACGGCGGGAUGGACCCUGCGGAGGACUACAAGUCGCCAUUCAAUUUUGAGCAGGGCGUGAACGCCAGUUACCUGUACCUGUCUCCCACUGACAGCGUCACACCCCCCGGCUCCCCAGGAGCGCCGGUGAGAGGUACACCCAGACCAGACUCCAUUCCGGAGGUGGGAGAGGACGCUGGGGCCGCCGUCGGGGUGUCGCCCACGGCCCUGACGCAAGAAGAGCAGGAGGAACUGCGCAACGAGCUAGCUAAGGUGGAGGAUGAGAUCCAGACUCUCUCUCAGGUCCUGGCAGCGAAGGAGAAGCACGUGGCGGAAAUCAAGAGGAAGCUGGGGCUGUCUCCGCUCAACGAGUUCAAGCAAAACAUCUCCAAGAGCUGGCAGGAGGUCACCACGUCCGUCGUCUACAGGAGGACCUCGGAGACCCUGAGCCAGGCGGGGCAGAAGGCCUCGGCCGCCUUCACCACCGUGGGCUCGGCCAUCAGCCGCAAGCUGGAGGACGUCAGAUUACAGAGCCUUUCCAAUUCCUUUAGCAUACACUCCAUACAGCACUCUAUUAGCAUGCCUGCUAUGAGGAACACUCCCACAUUCAAGUCCUUCGAAGGGAGGGUGGAUACUUUAAAGACCAAGAUCAGCCCCGCGGAGUCGACCGGAGAUUUCGGCGAGGUUCUGAACUCCACGGCCAGCGCCACCCCGGCAGAGGCCGCGCCCGAAGUGACCCCGGCAGACAGCGAGGAGCCCCACUGAUGGGCCCCCCCCCUCCCUGGGGCUCCCCUCUCGCCCCGCCCCCUCCUCCUCCCUAGUAUUUGGCCCCCCCAACCACAAAAAAACCAAAGGCAAAGAACAGAAUAAGUCUGUACUCGUGCACCAGGUUCUCAUUCGUGUCCCCAUUUAACAUUUUUUUUAUGUUACAUGAGUCUCUGAACAGAUGGUCAGGGCACAUUGACAUCUAUUUGUGCUCACAUGGUAAUUACUUUAAUCGGUUAGGAAAAGGCACAUAUUGACGAGGCACGCAACACACAGGAGUUAAUGUUCAGCAAGGCCGAGAAGCAAAAAGCCUCGGCUGAAGAAGCUAAUGUCCACCUCAUGCGGGUUUGGGGGGGCGGGGGGCAGGGGGCAGGUAGUGGUUCAGUUCAUAAUUUUUGGUCCAUUUAGCUUUUUUUUCUGCAUUUAAAAAAUAUAUAAUCGGUUGAAUAAUUAGUCUGGGUGAGAACAGUUCAGGCAGUCUUACACACUGAAACAGUAGACACUACUCAUAUUCUCUAUUCUCUGUCUUUUCCGUUAUUUAAGUCUGACCCAGGGCACCUUAGGUUUUACAUACCCGCUUAUGACGCUGUGUAUUCGCACAAGGACUUUGGGUUAAAUGCUUUGUUUGAGGGCUUAGCAGCUGCUUCCCAACAGAACCUGCAACCUCCUGGUUUUGAGCCCAAUUUUUUGGCGCACCGCACAGCCACCCUCCUCACACUAUGAGAGUGGGGGUUCACCAGUUAGUACUCAUGCAUAGGUCAUUCUCGUCCUUAUGUGUGAUCAUUUCGCUACUAGCCAUUUUCUCCUUGACAUUAGCCUUUGGCCGAUUAAAUAUACUGGAGAAGCUGAUUAAUCUUCUUAGGAACUUGUUACAUCAUAAUGUAGUAGCUACUGUCACUUUAUUUUUUUGUCCUGCUUGUCUGAAAUUGAGUAAUAUCGCUAAAUGUUUUGAAUAAUAUUGUUACUCUCGCCUUUCUCACGCCUGAAAAGUUCACUUAGUUUUUAAGAUAAUAUAUAUGUAGAAAACAUGCGGAAAAUGGUUUAUUAUUUGAUAUCUGAAGACCAAUUCUGCCCUCUUUCUGUGUUCUAGUCUGUACAUAACACUGUGGUUUAGCUAUAAAAACGUACGCUGAGAUAGACUAUAUGAGGCAACGAGUGCCAUUGGGUGCUGUUAUGGCAACAUACUCACCCUUAUCAACAAAGAUAGCCAGUAGAGAUGUUUGCAAUCCCCUGGAGUCACACUUUCAGGCGAAAACUUGAAUGGGUUCAGUUCAGAGCUAAAGCUGCAGUACUAUUGCUGCAGUACAUGUUACAGAUGCUUUGGUUCACCUGUCCAGAGGUUAUCCAUCUCUAAGCCAACUCCAGUUUUUUGGAAGGUCAAGUCUGCUGAGCAUGCAGAUUGUAGCAUGCUGCUUACAGUUGGAUGCACUUCUUGUAAAGCUGUCACUUUGAGGAGGUCAAGGUACUUGACCAGAUUGUUCCAGGGCCCUGUACGAUUGGACGAACUUCUUUAACAACGUUACAUUUACCAAAUAAACCUGAUUCAAGACAUUCGGGUGACAGUGUUGGUCCUGUGUAGCAAAGCUUGCUGUGCCCCCAGUCAGUAUCGGGGUUGUAAUUGAAAUGCUGAUAUUCCUCAUUUAAGGACGCCAUCUUCUUUCUGUUUGUAAUAUUUCUGUUGACAGCCAUAUGAAUGCCACAAUCCUGAGUGAGCCACAUCAUUUUUCUCUGAAUUUAUUUCUUUCCAGUCAUUUCCAUUCCUUCUAUCCUGUCACUUUAGGUAUUUCACUUUGACGCUGGAUGUGAUGAUUUAGUAGAAGAAUUUAUUAUUAUGAGAAUGUAUUAUGGCUAGUAUAAUUCUUGUCGAGGGAGGCUGGCACGCGCGUUCGUGUACAGCUGAAUCGGGUUAACCGCCUCUCUUGGGAAAAUCCGCAUUGGAGAUUGUUAUGUUAGGUUUUAGGGUAACUGAGCCAAAGCAUAUUUAUCUACUGUGCCAAUCAUGAGAUCUACUACCAAUUUAAAUACGUUUAUAGUCAGCGGACAGUCAUUGUUUUAUUUGUGUAGGGGUAUUAAGUGAAAUAUAUUUAAUAUAUUUCAUGGUUUAUAGCGUAUUGUACUCUGUCCACCUCUAUACCUGUAAUUCUAAUACUGAAUGAUGAAUGCUCGCAAUUUCUAACAGCAAAAGGCCGAUGGAACUGGGGAUCCUUUUAGAGAUAUAGUGGAGAUGAUAUGUAUGAAUGUAGUCUAUAAAUGAUUGUUAAUACACUAAUCGGCUAUAAAGGGCUGUGGCUGAGAUUGUUUUUUUGUUGUUGUUGAAGAUUCUACUUUCAGAAGGGUGCCUGCGUGUCUUCAAUUCACUUUGCUCUUUAUGGUCACAGAUUGGACAUGGCAUUUCUUUCUUUAACUUAAUUACGUUAACCGAAUUAAAUUUAGGGGUCACGUUCCAGUUUAGGGUAAUAUGGACGACAGUUAAGCGAGGCUGUUGUGCAACCAUGAUUCCAGAUUGAUUCAGACAUUUUGUGGAAGUGUUGAAGUAGAUACUUUGUGUCAGGCGUUUGAGAGCCAGCUUACUGAUCCAUGUUGAGUUUUCCCCGUGUGGGAUUGCAGUAGCCUUGGUAGUGUUUACACAUCUCGUGCGUGAUCGCAGUCUUCUGCCAUCAGUUUCCCCACCUGACAGCUGUCAGUCCUGCUGGGUGUCACUCACACGUUCUGCACACUCGACUCCGUGGAGACCGGUGAAAUUCAGCCAUCUUAUAAAGAAAGCAAAAAUUAAAGAGAAAAAUAAACAAUGCUGUUGUCCUGCUGAGGUUUGGAGCUUGCAAAAAAAAAAGGUGAACGCGUAAGUUAACAGUAAAACUUUAUUUGCUGGUGUGAGUUUAAGUAGGCUGUACCACAAGGCCUAAAGCUUUAGCAAACAAAUGCAAAUGUAUCUUUGAUUGCAGUCCAUUGUGGCAUUACCAGUUUCCCUUUCUCCGGAGAGUAGGCAACUUUGUCCCACUUUGAAUGGAAGCAGAGCUUUCUGUUCUCAUAAUGGCAGUGUGUGAACACGUCUCACGUGGAAAUGUCCUGCGUACAUUCCAGUAGUACACACGCAUUCCCGUUUGCCACUUUAUUGACUAGGAAACCUGGAGCUGCAAAUGAAGCCAGCAUUAAGUGAAUGACAGCUGCAUGUUGUCAGUGUUUUCCAGGAGUGAUAUUGCUGCUCUGUUGCUUUCUGUGCUCUGUGUAGUACAUGAUGCUGUGUGGCCACUACUACCAGUAAUGGUGGACAGGGUCGCCUGAUUUGACAUCUUGUAACCACAUUUGGUGAUUGUAAAAUGAAUGCCUGUUUAAUUUUUCCCCCCCUUUAUUUACCGUUUGCUGAAAAAUCAACACCUAGGCUGUAUCCAAGAGGGUCAUAAUACAUUGCCAGCACGACCUUAUUUGGUUCUAUGUCAAAUGCUAAAUAAAACAUAAUAAAAGCACAAAAACUGC